Corylus avellana is the source of this 1951-nucleotide messenger RNA. RefSeq names its product alpha/beta hydrolase family protein. The record is from RefSeq and is a predicted model, not a curated record. Lineage: Eukaryota; Viridiplantae; Streptophyta; Magnoliopsida; Fagales; Betulaceae.
CAAAACUCCCGACCUUCGCCGCAACAACGCGGGACAAAAGAUGAAAAUGUUCGUUUCCCAUUCGGAUCUUCGUGCCAUGACCCUGAACGCCACCGGAUUGCGUCACCACCAGGGGCUCCACCCUGUGCGAUCGGACCCGAGACGACAAUCCGGAUACUAUCGGAUCCCGCAUUUGCUCCUCCCGGUGAGGCCGAGGGCGGUAUACGGUAUCGCUUUGGAGGAGAAGACGAAGAAGAAGAAGAAGAACGAUAAGAAGCCGGCGAUCUGUACGGCCGACGAACUACACCACGUCUCUGUUCCCAACUCCGAUUGGACCCUCGCUCUCUGGCGCUACCUUCCUUCCCCUCAGGCACAGCCGAGGAAUCAUCCGCUGUUGCUGUUGUCAGGGGUUGCGACGAAUGCUAUUGGAUAUGAUCUCUCUCCUGAGUCCUCUUUUGCACACUACAUGUCUGGCCAAGGAUUUGAUACAUGGGUUCUGGAACUUCGAGGUGCUGGGUUGAGCACACGCAGAACUGACUUUAAGGAAGUUGGGCAACCACUUGAUGCCAUGGUAGAUUCUUCAGUUAAAAGUGGAAUGGAUGGCGUUUUUCCUUCAGGGCGACAUUCUACCUUUGAACCUGCUGCUUUUACUGAUUCGGACAUCUCUAUUGUCAAUAGAGAAAGCAAAGAGACUGUGUCUAAAUCUGAUGACUUGAAGUUAGUCACCAAAUUUAUGGAAACUUUUUCACUUUUAUCGGAGAAACUUGCAGGCUUUUUAAAUGGAGGUUCUCUAGAAGUGGGGCAAAAUUCUGCUAUUGCUAGCCAAAUUAGAGUUUUGAGUCAAGGGCUCGCAAAUAUUAUUGAAGAAGGUCAGCUAUCAGUUCCAACACGGAUUUUGGACUUGCAAGGGCGUUUUUCUACUACAUUAGAUGAAUUCCAGAAACAACUUGAUCUGAUUGUGAAGUAUGAUUGGGACUUUGAUAGCUAUUUGGAAGAGGAUCUACCUGCUGCGGUGGAGUACAUAAGGACUAGUUGCGAACCAAAGGAUGGAAAGUUGCUUGCAAUCGGUCACUCGAUGGGUGGUAUCUUGCUGUAUGCAAUGCUCUCUCAAUGCUGUUUUGAAGGAAGGAACCCUGGGUUCGCCGCAGUUGCUACUUUGGGAUCAUCACUUGACUAUACGACUUCAAAGUCUUCACUCAAAUUACUUCUACCUCUGGCUGACCCUGUACAAGCUCUAAAUGUUCCUGUUAUUCCAAUUGGGGCAUUGCUCGCUGCAGCACAUCCUCUUACAUCUCGUCCACCUUAUGUUUUGUCUUGGUUAAAUGCUCAAAUUUCUGCUCAGCACAUGAUGCAUCCGAAGUUAUUUGAAAAGCUUGUUUUGAACAACUUUGGUACAGUACCUACCAAGCUUCUCUUGCAGCUAGCAACAGCCUUCCAAGAAGGCGGUUUACGUGACAGAAGUGGAAGUUUCUUUUUCAAGGAUCAUUUACACAAAAGCAGCGUCCCUGUUUUAGCACUUGCGGGGGACCAAGACCUAAUUUGUCCACCUGAAGCUGUCAAUGAAACGGUGAAGUUGAUUUCUGAAGAUUUGGUAGCUUACAAAGUUUUUGGAGAACCUGGAGGUGCACAUUAUGGUCACUAUGAUCUAGUGGGAGGUCGUUUGGUAGCAGAUCAAGUGUAUCCAUGCAUAGUUGAAUUUCUCAACCGUCAUGACAAGAUUUGAUUUCCUCAUCUCGUUUUCUCUACUUGAAAUUUUAGUUCAAUUCUUUUGUCCAUAUAGAAGUUAAAUGAGGAUUCCUGAAGAUAGAAGGUCCCUCAGUAUCCUGAUCAUGUAUGUUGUUGUUGUAUCUAUUUCCAUUGUUUACAUAGUUGAAAAGUAAAUAGCAUAUACGACAAUUGAAAAGAUAAAUCAGUUAGUGUUAAUUGAAACAAUGUUACUCUUGAUAGAUAUCAUGUACAAGAAUUUAGAUGA